CAGAAAGCAGAAGAUAUCUUUCGUAUUCAAUUUCGCAGAUUUGAUUUUCGAUUCUGACUAGGGUUUGGCGUUGCGUUCUGGGUUCCCGCAAAGAUCAAAAUCAAAGAAUUCAAAGCUCUAUCGACAUGGCUGGUGGAGGAAUGUUGAAGUCCUUGACCCCCAAGGUUCGUCUCCAAGCCACCGAGAUCCAGUCCUUGGCCUUUUGGGGCGCUGCCGCCGGCGCCGGCGCUAUCUAUCUCGUUCAGCCGUUUAAUUGGAUUAGGAAGACAUUCUUCGAGAAGGAAGCGGGUGAAGGGAAGUGAGAAGGCAGGAGGCCGGAUUCGAAUUUUUUGGGCAAAAUUUUCUGUGUUCUUCUUGCCAGGUUGAUUUUAGAGAUGAGAGAAUGAACCCCAGGGGUUGGACGUAAUAAUGUUCUGUGUUUUUGGGUUUGACUAAUUGUCUGCUGAGGCCGCCAUUGCACACUGGUCUUAUGUAACCCUUGAAUUGUUAUCAUAUCGCACUUUUACUGUUUCUGGAAUACGACUUUUGCACCCCUUUUUCUCUCGCU
Linum tenue is the source of this 547-nucleotide messenger RNA. The record is from the annotation of a GenBank genome assembly. Lineage: Eukaryota; Viridiplantae; Streptophyta; Magnoliopsida; Malpighiales; Linaceae.